CCGCCCCCCCUUAUAUAAGCGCAGUGCGGCACUGCAGCUAGCGCACUUCUCACUGAGACCCGUCACCCGGACUCUAAGUGAGACCCACCGCCCGGACUCACCAUGCGUGAAUGCAUCUCAGUCCAUGUGGGGCAGGCAGGUGUCCAGAUGGGCAAUGCCUGCUGGGAGCUCUACUGUCUGGAACAUGGGAUUCAGCCUGAUGGACAGAUGCCCAGUGACAAGACCAUUGGUGGAGGGGAUGACUCCUUUACCACCUUCUUCUGUGAAACCGGCGCUGGAAAGCACGUGCCCCGGGCAGUUUUUGUGGAUUUGGAGCCCACUGUAAUUGAUGAGAUCCGAAAUGGCCCAUAUCGGCAGCUCUUCCACCCAGAGCAGCUCAUCACUGGGAAAGAGGAUGCUGCAAACAACUAUGCCCGUGGUCACUACACCAUUGGCAAGGAGAUCAUUGACCCAGUCCUGGACCGGAUCCGCAAGCUGUCUGACCAGUGCACAGGACUUCAGGGCUUCCUGGUCUUCCACAGCUUUGGGGGUGGCACCGGCUCCGGCUUUACCUCGCUCCUGAUGGAGCGGCUCUCUGUUGACUAUGGCAAGAAAUCCAAGCUGGAGUUUUCCAUCUACCCAGCCCCCCAGGUUUCCACAGCUGUAGUCGAGCCCUACAACUCCAUCCUGACCACCCACACCACCCUGGAGCACUCAGACUGUGCCUUCAUGGUGGACAACGAAGCCAUCUAUGACAUCUGCCGCCGCAAUCUGGACAUCGAGCGCCCCACCUACACCAACCUCAACCGCCUCAUCAGCCAGAUCGUCUCCUCCAUCACAGCUUCCCUGCGCUUCGACGGGGCCCUCAAUGUGGACCUGACGGAGUUCCAGACCAACCUGGUGCUGUACCCUCGCAUCCACUUCCCCCUGGCCACCUAUGCGCCAGUCAUCUCUGCAGAGAAGGCCUACCAUGAGCAGCUGUCAGUGGCUGAGAUCACCAAUGCCUGCUUCGAGCCUGCCAACCAGAUGGUGAAAUGUGAUCCCCGUCAUGGCAAAUACAUGGCCUGCUGCCUGCUGUACCGUGGAGACGUGGUGCCCAAGGAUGUCAAUGCUGCCAUUGCUGCCAUCAAGACCAAGCGCAGUAUUCAAUUUGUGGACUGGUGCCCCACGGGCUUCAAGGUUGGUAUCAAUUACCAGCCGCCCACUGUGGUGCCCGGGGGUGACCUGGCCAAGGUGCAGCGUGCCGUGUGCAUGCUGAGCAACACAACUGCCAUCGCCGAGGCCUGGGCCCGCCUGGACCACAAGUUCGACCUGAUGUAUGCCAAGAGGGCGUUUGUGCAUUGGUAUGUGGGCGAGGGCAUGGAGGAGGGUGAGUUCUCCGAGGCCCGGGAGGAUAUGGCUGCCCUGGAGAAGGAUUACGAGGAAGUAGGCAUCGACUCCUAUGAGGAUGAGGAUGAGGGAGAAGAAUAGAACAGCUGCCUGGAGCCCACUCACUGUGUUUAUUGCAAAAUCCUUUCGAAAUAAACAGUCUCCUUGCACGGUU
This is a messenger RNA of Hipposideros armiger (great roundleaf bat), 1522 nucleotides long. RefSeq names its product tubulin alpha 4a (gene TUBA4A). The transcript has 4 exons. Lineage: Eukaryota; Metazoa; Chordata; Mammalia; Chiroptera; Hipposideridae. Gene Ontology annotation, biological process: microtubule-based process. The record is from RefSeq and is a predicted model, not a curated record. Gene Ontology annotation, cellular component: microtubule. Bases 103 to 1449 code for a protein of 448 amino acids. Gene Ontology annotation, molecular function: structural constituent of cytoskeleton; GTP binding.